Molecule: messenger RNA, 1271 nt
Organism: Rosa rugosa (rugosa rose)
Lineage: Eukaryota; Viridiplantae; Streptophyta; Magnoliopsida; Rosales; Rosaceae
Product: lysine histidine transporter 1-like
Exons: 7
Coding region: 16-1209 (397 amino acids)
Cellular component (GO): plasma membrane
Source: RefSeq, a predicted model, not a curated record
CACAAUGUCACCGCCAUGGUUGGUGCUGGUGUGCUUGGUCUUCCUUUUGCCAUGUCUCAACUUGGAUGGGGACCUGGAGUCACUGUGAUUGUUCUUUCAUGGAUUAUCACGCUAUACACCUUAUGGCAGAUGGUAGAGAUGCAUGAGUCCGUGCCGGGGAAGAGGUUUGAUAGGUACCAUGAGUUGGGUCAACAUGCCUUCGGAGAAAAGCUAGGGCUUUGGAUUGUGGUACCCCAACAACUAAUGGUGCAAUCUGGUACGUGCAUCGUCUAUAUGAUUACAGGUGGUAAAUCACUGCAGAAGAUCCACGAUACUGUGUCCCCUGGAAAACCAAUCAAAACCACCUACUUCAUCAUGAUCUUCGCCGCUGUCCACUUUGUUAUCUCUCACCUCCCUAGCUUCAAUUCCAUUGCUGGUAUUUCUCUUGCUGCAGCUGUCAUGUCCUUGAGCUACUCUACAGUUGCUUGGGGAGCUUCACUUCACAAAGGGGUUCAACCAGAAGUGCAGUAUGGCCCCAGGGCUUCAACCACCACAGGAAAUGUGUUCAACUUCUUUAGUGCUUUGGGAGAUGUAGCUUUUUCUUUUGCUGGUCACAAUGUGGUUUUGGAGAUUCAAGCAACACUUCCUUCUACACCUGACAAGCCUUCCAAAAAACCAAUGUGGAAGGGUGUGAUGCUUGCAUAUGUUGUGGUGGCUUUGUGCUAUUUCCCAGUUGCUCUUAUCGGUUAUUGGGUGUUCGGAAACAGUAUUCAGGAUAACAUCCUCAUAUCAUUGGAGAAACCUAAGUGGCUUAUUGUUAUUGCUAAUGCCUUUGUUGUUAUUCAUGUCAUUGGAAGUUAUCAGGUCUAUGCAAUGCCGGUGUUUGACACAAUUGAAGCAGCUCUAGUGAAACAGAUGAAUUUCAAACCUUCUUAUUCUCUUCGCUUUAUAUCACGAAAUCUAUUUGUUGCAAUGACCUUGUUCAUCGGAGUCACGUUCCCUUUCUUUGGCGGGCUUCUCAGUUUCUUUGGAGGAUUUGCUUUUGCUCCCACAACAUAUUUUCUUCCUUGCAUCAUGUGGCUCGUCAUCUACAAACCUAAGAAGUUCAGCUUAUCCUGGUUUGCAAAUUGGUUCUGCAUUAUAGCUGGAGUGUUAUUGCUGAUUUUUGCUCCUAUUGGUGCAUUGAGGAAUAUCAUACUUCAAGCCAAGGAUUUCAAAUUCUACUCUUAGAGUCUUGACAUUUCAAAUUAACUAUCUGUAAUUAGUGCUUAUCUUAAUAAUUAAUAGGGCCU